AUGAUGAAUUCUCAUUGUCUCAAUGCCAUCGGAAUUACCAGUGGUGCCUCUAACUUGACUCUCUCAUCUAGCUCUUAUUCCAAAGAUGGUAAAGGAAUUCAUUUUGGAAUUAUGGACGCCAGAUAUUACGAACCUCUUCCACCCAGCAUUUAUUCCCUCACUCUCUCCAAAGUCAUUCCAAAAGAUCCAUCCAAAGACACUCUCUCCUAUUUCAUGAAUUUAUACUUCCCUCUCACUAACAAGUCUCUUUUUGAUGCAAAUUCAUUGCCCAUGUUUUGUCAUUGUGGUGCCACGAAUGAUUAUGCGUAUCGAUGUUACGAUGUGAAUCAUGCAUUUCUAGCACCGUACAAGUAUUAUGCUACGUGUAUCAUUUUCCUUGUAGUGACCAUUGUUACGAGUGUGAUCUUUGUGUUGGGAGUGAUCAUUCCUCGUUGUUCGUAUGGUUAUGGCAUCUUGUCGAAAAAUCGAAAAUAUCAAAAGGAAGAAGCGUUCUAUUUUGGGAGUACGAGUUAUGGACCUCGUCAAUAUUUACGUGCCAUUUUCUUACUCACGUUGGGAGAUAUUAAGGCUCAUAGUAUCUUUUGGAAUUCCAUUCUUUUGGUGUUUGAAUACUUGACACAAAUUUUCUCAUUCACACGAAACUUUUCCAUACCUAUUUUGAAAUUUGUCAUUGACGAUGUUGGAGGAACCAUGAGAGCUUUUGUUUUCAUUAGUCUCGGACUCUGUUUCUGUUGUAUGGUCAUUCACUGGAGUCAUACCUUGGAUUUGAUUAAUAAGGGAAAAUCAAAAGGACUUCUUUCAUGGUGGAAUACCGCAAUUACCAUCUUCUUUUACAUCUUUUUUCUUUGCUUUGUCAUUGCUGGAAUUAUUUCAUUGGUAGUGACUCAACAGACGAGUAUCUUUUUCCAAGUUCUCUCCAUCUUUUACUUUUCUUUGAGUAUUCUCUUCUGUGUGGCUUUUACCAUUGCUGGAAUUACCAUUUUAGUGAAAAUGAGAAAGACACGAAUGGGGUCUGCAGGUGUUUUGAGUGUGAAAUUAACCAAAUCGACCAUGAUUUUGAACGUUUCCAAUUUUCUUCUCGCCAUCAUUGCUGCACUAAGUUUUGCAACGUAUUAUCAAGGUUGGGACAUUUUCACAGUCGAAUUGGGUUUGUUGAGAUCCUCCUCGUAUGACAUCUUGUUACUGUUUGCCUCGAAUUGUGUCAUUUACAUCUUGUAUUCGAGUGUUGAAAGUGAGGGAAUUUAUGGAAAGAAAGUGAGUGAGAAUAUUCAUCAAUGGUUGAAUUGUGAAUGUUUUGGACGAAUUGUUGAAACUGAACCCAAGAUGAUGCAUUCUGCUCCAUCGGCUGGUCACUUGUCACAACGACCUGAACUCAAGGAUAAACAGGUCGAGAGAGUGAAAUCACUCAAUCAUGGUUCAACGCCAAAUGUCAUGAAUUCACCACCACAUUCUUCACCAUCAUCGAGUACAGGUUUAAUGGAAUUGAAUGUCUCUGGGGAUGAAAUGAAUAUUACUUCACCUUCUUCUCCUUCUGUUUAG
Naegleria lovaniensis is the source of this 1539-nucleotide messenger RNA. RefSeq lists its product as uncharacterized. The record is from RefSeq and is a predicted model, not a curated record. Lineage: Eukaryota; Heterolobosea; Eutetramitea; Acrasida; Naegleriidae. The transcript has a single exon. Bases 1 to 1539 code for a protein of 512 amino acids.